Molecule: messenger RNA, 1343 nt
Organism: Pelodiscus sinensis (Chinese soft-shelled turtle)
Lineage: Eukaryota; Metazoa; Chordata; Testudines; Trionychidae
Product: leukocyte elastase inhibitor-like
Biological process (GO): negative regulation of endopeptidase activity
Molecular function (GO): serine-type endopeptidase inhibitor activity
Source: RefSeq, a predicted model, not a curated record
ACUAGUGAGAAGUGUAAGCAUAAAUGGUGAAAUAUGUCUACUAUAUAUUUGAGAGUUUGUCUGCGAGCCAGUGAGUCUGCGUUUUCAUCUGUCUGUUUAUUCAAGAAUUUCUCCUAAACGGCAGUUUUUCAUUGUUACAAUGAACUCCGUCAGUGAAGCAAUUGCAAUCUUUUCCCUGGACUUUUUCAAAGUACUGAACAAAGAUUUUCCCUCUGAAAACAUCAUCUAUUCUCCACUGAGUAUUUCAGGUGCCAUGAGCAUGGUCCUUCUCGGGGCCAGAGGUAAUAGUGCCAGCCAGAUGCAAAAGGUUCUUCACUUCACUGAAAAUGAAAAUCCAGGAACAGAUCCUGGCAAUCAGUGUGACACGCCUGGAGGGAUUCAUUCCCAGUUCCAUGACAUCUUCUCAGAAAUCAACAAGCCCACCCUUUCUUAUGAACUGGCUGUUGCCAACAGACUGUAUGGAGAAAAGACAUUCCAAUUUCUUCAGCAAUACCUAUCCUGCAUUCAAGAGUUAUAUCAGGCAGAAUUGAAACCAGUUGAUUUUCAGCAUGCUGCAGAGGAAAUCAGAAAUCAGAUAAAUGAGUGGGUUGAAACCUUUACAAAGGGUAAAAUCAAGGACCUCUUUGGCCGGGGUUCACUUUCUGGUGAUACUAAGUUAGUCCUCGUGAAUGCCGUGUACUUCAAAGGACAAUGGGCAGAAGAAUUUAAGAAAGAAAACACCAAAGAAACACCUUUUCACAUUAACGAGACCACAAGCAAACCUGUGCAGAUGAUGAACGGCAGAGGCAAGUACAAUAUAGCUACAAUAGAGGAGUAUGAUUGCCAGGUGCUUGAACUCCCAUACAAGGAUGCAGAGCUGAGUAUGUAUAUACUGCUGCCAAAAGACCACAUGGGUCUAACAGAGCUGGAAAUGAAACUUACCUACGAGAAAUUAACAAGUUGGAUCAGCCCGGAUCAUAUGGAAAAAGCUGAAGUAAAGGUGUCUCUCCCUAAGUUCAAAAUUGAGAGAGAUGCUCUGCUCAAUAAAUACUUAGAGGCAUUAGGAAUGACCGAUGUGUUUCGUCCGAAUGAAGCGGAUUUAUCUGGAAUGGCACAACAAGGUGACCUGUCUGUGAGUCAAGUUGUCCAUAAGGCUUAUAUAGAUGUCAAUGAACAGGGCACUGAGGCAGCAGCUGCAACUGGAAUUAGUGUAGGCGUAACCUCAAUAAGUACACUUGUAACUUUUGUGGCUGAUCAUCCUUUCCUCUUCUUUAUCAGACACCAGAAAACCAAAUGCAUUCUCUUCUAUGGUAGAGUCUCUUCCCUCCCUUAAAGGAAAACCUGUAAAUGACAUGAGAGAGCCC